CUAGCCUUUUGGCACUUUUCCUUUUUCAUUGUAAUGUAUGCUUUUUGUUGUUGUUUGCACAUGUUGUGCAGCCAUUUUAUAGAUAAUAAUUAAACUAACACUUGUGUUUGAAUCUUAUAGACAAAAAGGAUGCCAAUCAGAGCCUUCUGGACAACUGAGAAUCACAAGCAGCAUUAAGAAAGAAAGCAAACCAAGCCAGCAAUCUUUUCCACUUUCUCCAGAGAACCCCAGAAGACUUCUUCCCUAGCAAGUGACAGACAAGGGAGAGAAAAAUAGGUAGAGAGUUUUGUGCUGGAAAAAAUUGAGUAGGUGAAACUCAAAUAUUCCAUGAAAAGAUCAAGGGGGAUAAUUUCCAAAUUCAGACAAGGAGAGAGAUACCUGGAAGUCAGUGGGGAGGAAGAGGUCACUUGGAUAGCCACGUAGGGCAGAAAGUAACACAAUCCUCAUCCUGUGAGGAAGGAAAGAGUUGCUUGAAUCAAAGCAGCACCAGACAACAGAUCAGAAAUAGUUUUGAUCUCCUCGAGAAUCCAAGAAUAUCAGUGGUGGAAAAGCCCCACAGAGGUGUAAAUUUUGGGAAAAGCACAGAUCAGAGAUCACAGCUGAUUAUGCAAGAGAGGGACCACACUGGCGAGGAGGCCUACCAGUGUCCCCGAAGCAGCAAAAGCUUUAGCAAGCAUGCCACUCUUGUGAAUCAUAAUAGGACUCACACCAGGGAGAAGCGGCAUGAGUGUCCGGAUUGUGGGAAAAGUUUCAGUCAGAAUUCUGACCUGGUGAUACACCAGAGGAUACACACAGGAGAAAAACCGUAUGAGUGUGUGGAUUGUGGGAAAAGUUUCAGUCAGAAUUCCCACCUUGUGAAACACCAGAGGAUUCACACAGGAGAGAAACCGUAUGAGUGUCGUGAUUGUGGGAAAAGUUUCAGUUGGAAGUACAGCCUGGUGUUACACCAGAGAACUCACACUGGAGGGAAACAGUAUGAGUGUCUGGACUGUGGGAAAAGUUUCAGUUGGAAGUACAACCUGGUGAGACACCAGAGGACUCACACAGGAGGGAAACUGUAUGAGUGUCCAGAUUGUGGGAAACGUUUAAGUCGGAAAUCUGAAAUGGUGAACCACCAGAGGACUCACACAGGAGAGAAACCGUUUGUGUGUCUGGAUUGUGGGAAAAGUUUCCGUGUGAAGUCCAACCUGGUGAGACACCAGAGGACUCACACAAAAGUGAAACCAUAUGAGUGUCCGGAUUGUGGGAAAGAUUUCAGUCGCAAUUACCAUCUGGUGAUGCACCAGAGUACUCACACAGGAGAGAAACCAUAUCAGUGUCCAGAUUGUGGGAAAGAUUUCAUUUGGAAGUCCGACUUGGUGAACCACCAGAGGACUCACACAGGAGAGAAACCGUAUGAGUGUCCGGAUUGUGGGAAAAGUUUCAGUCGUAAAUCCGAAAUGGUGAAACACCAGGGGACUCACACAGGAGAGAAACCGUAUAAGUGUCCAGAAUGUGGGAAGAGUUUCAGUUGGAAUUCUAACCUAGUGAGACACCAGAGGACUCACACAGGAGAGAAACCAUAUGAGUGUCCGGAAUGUGGGAAAACUUUCAGUGUGAAUUCCCACCUGGUGAUACACCAGAGGACUCACACAGGAGUGAAACCGUAUGAGUGUCUGGAUUGUGGGAAAAGUUUCAACUGGAAAUCCGAAAUGGUGAAACACCAGGGGACUCACACAGGAGAGAAACCGUAUGAGUAUCCGGAUUGUGGGAAAAGUUUCCGUGUGAAUUCCCACCUGCUGAAACACCACAGGACUCACACAGGGGAGAAACCGUAUGAGUGUCCGGAUUGUGGGGAAGGUUUCAUUUCGAAUUCCAGACUGGUGAAACACCAGAGGACCCACACAGGAGAGAAACCGUAUCAGUGUCUUGAUUGCGGGAAAAGUUUCAGUCGGAAAUCCAGCCUGGUGAUGCACCAGAGGACUCACACAGGAGAGAAACCGUAUGAGUGUCCGGAUUGUGGGAAAAGUUUCAGUACUAGGUCUAUCCUUAUAAAUCAUGUAGGUUUACACACAGGGGAGAAACCAUUCAAAUGCCCAGACUGCGGACAGUGCUUUAGUCAAAGUGCCUCCCUUAGCAGACACAAGAAAAUGCACAUGAGGCAGAAGGUGCUGAGUGUAGAGAAGAUCACUUUGCAUAUGAUCCCUUUGCAGCAGGACACUCACCAGCCAGGACCAGGCAGCGGAAACCAAAUCAAGGCAGCAAUCAGAAUUUUUCCACUUCCUCCACAGAACCCCAAAACGCUUCUUCCCCAGCAGGUGACAGGCGAGGGAGAGAAAAACAGGAAGAGAGUUUUGAGCUGGAAAAAAAUGAGUAUGUAUGUGGAACUCAAGGAAACAUUACCUGAAAAGCUCAAGGGGGACAAUUUCCAAAUUCAGAAAGAGAGAGAAAUCUGUGGGAUAAGCAGAGACUGUAGAUCACGGCUGAUUAUUCACAAGAGGAUCCACGCCAGAGAAAAGCCAUACAAAUGUUCCGAAUGUGGCAAAAGCUUUAGUUGGAACAGGUCCCUGGUGAUACACCAGAGGAUUCACACAGGAGAGAAACUGUAUGAGUGUCCAGAUUGUGGGAAACGUUUCAGUCAGAAUUCCCACCUGCGGAUCCACCAGAGGACUCACACAGGAGAGAAACCGUAUGAGUGUCCAGAUUGUGGGAAAAGUUUCAGUCAGAAUUCCGAUCUGGUGAUACACCAUAGGACUCACACAGGACAGAAACCAUACAAAUGUCUGGACUGUGGGAAAAGUUUCAUUCGUAAAUCCAACCUCGUGAUACACCGGAGGACACACACAGGAGAGAAACCAUAUGAGUGUCCGGAUUGUGGGAAAACUUUCAGUCAAAAUACCGAUCUGGUGAUACACCAUAGGACUCACACAGGAGAGAAACCGUAUCAGUGUCCGGAUUGUGGGAAAACUUUCAGGCGGAAUUUCUGCCUGGUGAUACACCAGAGGACUCACACAGGAGAGAAACCGUAUGAGUGUCCAGAUUGUGGGAAAAGUUUCAGUCAGAAUUCCGAUCUGGUGAUACACCAUAGGACUCACACAGGACAGAAACCAUACAAAUGUCUGGACUGUGGGAAAAGUUUCAUUCGUAAAUCCAACCUCGUGAUACACCGGAGGACACACACAGGAGAGAAACCAUAUGAGUGUCCGGAUUGUGGGAAAACUUUCAGUCAAAAUACCGAUCUGGUGAUACACCAUAGGACUCACACAGGAGAGAAACCGUAUCAGUGUCCGGAUUGUGGGAAAACUUUCAGGCGGAAUUUCUGCCUGGUGAUACACCAGAGGACUCACACAGGAGAGAAACCGUAUCAGUGUCCAGAUUGUGGGAAAAGUUUCAGUCGGAAUUCCCACCUGGUGAAACACCAUAGGACUCACACAGGAGAGAAACCGUAUCAGUGUCCAGAUUGUGGGAAAGGUUUCAGUCAGAAUUCCCACCUGGUGAAACACCAUAGGACUCACACAGGAGAGAAACCAUAUGAGUGUCCGGAUUGUGGGAAAAGUUUCAGUCGGAAUUCCCACCUGGUGAACCACCAGAGGACUCACACAGGAGAGAAACCGUAUCAGUGUCCAGAUUGUGGGAAAAGUUUCAGUCGGAAUUCCCACCUGGUGAAACACCAUAGGACUCACACAGGAGAGAAACCAUAUGCGUGUCCGGAUUGUGGGAAAAGUUUCAGUCGGAAUUCCCACCUGGUGAACCACCAGAGGAUUCACACAGGAGAGAAACCAUAUGAGUGUCCGGAUUGUGGGAAAAGUUUCAGUCAGAAUUCCGAUCUGGUGAUACACCAUAGGACUCACACAGGAGAGAAACCGUAUCAGUGUCCGGAUUGUGGGAAAAUUUUCAGUCGGAAAUCCAGCCUGGUGAUGCACCAGAGGACUCAAACAGGAGAGAAACCGUAUGAGUGUCCGGAUUGUGGGAAAAGUUUCAGUACUAGGUCUAUCCUUAUAAAUCAUGUAGGUUUACACACAGGGGAGAAACCAUUCAAAUGCCCAGACUGCGGACAGUGCUUUAGUCAAAGUGCCUCCUUUAGCAGACACAAGAAAAUGCACAUGAGGCAGAAGGUGCUGAGUGUAGUGAAGGGUGUUGCAUGGAAUUCCCUCCGCUCGAUUGGAGAUGUGACAUGGAACAUUGUGGUGGAGUCCUACGGUCCCCGGGCCGAAUGUCGUUUCACCUUUGGGGCCACUGGAUUCUACCGGUGGAAAAGGGGCAUCAGCUUGUUUUUAGGGUGCAGCCCCAUUUUAAAGAUGGAAACCCUGAAAACGGGAGAAGGAAGCCAGGAGAGCGACCGUCCUACGCGGAAGAAGGGACUCUCGGCAUGUUCUGGGGAGAACCGAGUUAGUCUGUGGCAGCCCCAGAGCCGAAGAUGGCUCUCUGGUCUCCUUGAAAUCCCUCCUCCGAGCCCCCCACUUCCCCCCUCCAGCACCCAGCAGGAGGCUGCCUGGUGUUUUCCAGAAGGUUUCCCACGUUCCCUUGUUGCUGCCAGGGAUGAUGAGCGGCUAAAAGGUCUGGAGGGUCAGAAGAGGAGGAUUUUUGGUUCAGAGGGCAGGAUUUUCCCAGGUAUUGACGUCAAGCGGAUUGGAGCCCUCAGGGAUCUCAUUCAGUGGUUCCGAAGUUACAUCCGCCAGCUCCUUCAGCACCCUGGGAUGCAAACCGUCCGGCCCAGGAGACUGGAACCCGGAAACCAAAUCAAGGCAGCAAUCAAAAUUUUUCCACUUCCUCCACAGAACCCCAAAACGCUUCUUCCCCAGCAGGUGACAGGCGAGGGAGAGAAAAACAGGAAGAGAGUUUUGAGCUGGAAAAAAAUGAGUAUGUAUGUGGAACUCAAGGAAACAUUACCUGAAAAGCUCAAGGGGGACAAUUUCCAAAUUCAGAAAGAGAGAGAAAUCUGUGGGAUAAGCAGAGACUGUAGAUCACGGCUGAUUAUUCACAAGAGGAUCCACGCCAGAGAAAAGCCAUACAAAUGUUCCGAAUGUGGCAAAAGCUUUAGUUGGAACAGGUCCCUGGUGAUACACCAGAGGAUUCACACAGGAGAGAAACUGUAUGAGUGUCCAGAUUGUGGGAAACGUUUCAGUCAGAAUUCCCACCUGCGGAUCCACCAGAGGACUCACACAGGAGAGAAACCGUAUGAGUGUCCAGAUUGUGGGAAAAGUUUCAGUCAGAAUUCCGAUCUGGUGAUACACCAUAGGACUCACACAGGAGAGAAACCAUAUGAGUGUCUGGACUGUGGGAAAAGUUUCAUUCGUAAAUCCAACCUCGUGAUACACCGGAGGACACACACAGGGGAGAAACCAUAUGAGUGUCCGGAUUGCGGGAAAACUUUCAGUCAAAAUACCGAUCUGGUGAUACACCAUAGGACUCACACAGGAGAGAAACCGUAUCAGUGUCCGGAUUGUGGGAAAACUUUCAGGCGGAAUUUCUGCCUGGUGAUACACCAGAGGACUCACACAGGAGAGAAACCGUAUGAGUGUCCAGAUUGUGGCAAAGGGUUCAGUCUGAAUUCCCACCUGGUGAAACACCAUAGGACUCACACAGGAGAGAAACCAUAUGCGUGUCCGGAUUGUGGGAAAUGUUUCAGUCAGAAUUCCCACCUGGUGAACCACCAGAGGACUCACACAGGAGAGAAACCGUAUCAGUGUCCAGAUUGUGGGAAACGUUUCAGUCAGAAUUCCCACCUGGUGAAACACCGUAGGAUUCACACAGGAGAGAAACCAUAUGCGUGUCCGGAUUGUGGGAAAAGGUUCAGUCGGAAUUCCCACCUGGUGAAACACCAGAGGAUUCACACAGGAGAGAAACCAUAUGAGUGUCCGGAUUGUGGGAAAAGUUUCAGUCAGAAUUCCGAUCUGGUGAUACACCAGAGGACUCACACAGGAGAGAAACCGUAUCAGUGUCUUGAUUGUGGGAAAAGUUUCAGUCGGAAAUCCAGCCUGGUGAUGCACCAGAGGACUCAAACAGGAGAGAAACCGUAUGAGUGUCCGGAUUGUGGGAAAAGUUUCAGUACUAGGUCUAUCCUUAUAAAUCAUGUAGGUUUACACACAGGGGAGAAACCAUUCAAAUGCCCAGACUGCGGACAGUGCUUUAGUCAAAGUGCCUCCUUUAGCAGACACAAGAAAAUGCACAUGAGGCAGAAGGUGCUGAGUGUAGUGAAGGCUUGAAUUUAAUUUCUCAUCUCCCAUUGGACAUCCAUCUGAAAAGUUAAGUAUUUAAUUUCUGGCCUUAUUCUUUUUAGUUAAACAUGUUUCAGUAUUAGAGGUGAGGGAGGAGAGAAAAUCAUGGAAAAUGUUAGUUUGAGAAAGGCUAACUACAGUGUCUGGCUAUCAGCAGAAGUUCCCAGUAAGCUGCUGCAGGUCCUGAAUAUAAAUGAAAAAAGGAUAGAAGCACUCAGAUUUUAUGGGAGAAGAUAUUAUGGAAGUUUAUGGCAGUGACAAAAGCCCUGUAAAGUUUCAGAUGGAAAGGCUGUUCUGCCUUGCAGUUGAACAUGAUGGGUGAGAGCUGCUGGAGUAUUGAGGUUAGGAGAAUAGGCGUUGUGGUUUUUAAGUGUAGGAUGUUCAGGUUUAGGAACAGCCCCUGCUGUGCCCUUGUUUGUGUUGGAGUUUGUGCAGAGCGCUGUAAAGCGUUUGGCCCGAGAGAUCAGAAGGAAGACGCCAGGCAUUUCAGCAAAAGUAAUUGUAUUUAAGCAAAGCAUAGAACACUAAACAGUUUCCUCAUCCAGAGUCCUGGAAGGGCUCAAAAAGCUUCUUAAAUACAAUAGAGCAUAUUUACAAAUACACACACACAUCCAAAUAUGCUGAGCAGAAAAGAGAGGCUGCAAACCAGGAGAAGAGCAAGGGCUGGCUCUGGCAGAGCUUGCUUAUUUAAAUGCAAAAUUAAGCAAGGAACUGGUUUCAAGUGAUGGCUGUCCACAUAAGGUCAUUCUUUUCCACACCCCAAUCUGGGAACAAUUAAGCCUGACCUAUUCACCCUGCCAACACUUAAGAAAACGAUUUGUUACCAUGGAUAUCUGGCAUUUCUCUGGCAGAAAACAAAUACCGACACUCCCCUUUUUUAUGCUAAGGAAUGAGCUGCAGACUAAUUCUAGUAAUUCCCUGUGUCUUGGUGCAGCAAGAGGCUUCAUUAAAACAUCAGCAAUCAUGUCUCUUGAUUCACAAUAUUCUUACAUGAUUUCACCUUUCAUUAUCAGAUCUUUAAUAUAUUGGUACCUGAUAUCUAUAUAUUUUGUUCUAUUCCUCCAGCCUUCAGAUUUUGAAACUUCCUGGGUGGAAGCAAGAGGCUCUUUUGGCCUCAGGCUCAAGCUCCAGGUGUCUUCAAAUUUAAAGAUCUGCAAAGUUGUUAAACUUUAAAAGAUUCAAAUUAUAUUUAAUUCUCCUUCCUCUCUCUUGCUCUUUUUUGGUGCCUUUUUUUUGUGCACACCUGUUAUGACGUCCCAUUUUGUUAUGGGCAGGAGCUGCAAACGCUUGCUUCCCUAAGGAUUUAUUUUGCAAAGUUGCCAUUUGGGGGGCAUCGCCCACUCUAGGGCUCCAUCCUCUUGGAUAUGGAUGGUGUCCGUGCAUUUAUACAAAGAUCCAUCCUGCAGUCGGGACUUUUCUCUUAGAAGAUACAGAUAGAGAAGCCCUGCUCAGGACCGCCAGUCUCUUGCUCUCGUCCCGUUCUUGAAUUUCUCCCCAUAUUUCAUUGUUGGUUCUGCAGUGUUAACUGAAGAUGUAUGAAUUCUAUUCAAAAUAUACUCUUGAUUUUAUGAUGUGUUCCCUUCUUGUGAUUAAACAAACAAAAAGCUUC
Molecule: messenger RNA, 7806 nt
Organism: Candoia aspera
Lineage: Eukaryota; Metazoa; Chordata; Lepidosauria; Squamata; Candoiidae
Product: zinc finger protein 850-like
Exons: 8
Coding region: 606-6185 (1859 amino acids)
Biological process (GO): negative regulation of transcription by RNA polymerase II
Molecular function (GO): DNA-binding transcription repressor activity, RNA polymerase II-specific
Source: RefSeq, a predicted model, not a curated record